This is a messenger RNA of Coccidioides immitis RS, 1155 nucleotides long. RefSeq names its product serine/threonine protein kinase. Gene Ontology annotation, biological process: protein phosphorylation. The record is from RefSeq and is a predicted model, not a curated record. Gene Ontology annotation, molecular function: ATP binding; protein kinase activity. NCBI's taxonomy places the organism in Eukaryota, Fungi, Ascomycota, Eurotiomycetes, Onygenales, Onygenaceae. The transcript has 4 exons. The coding region runs from base 1 to 996 and encodes 331 amino acids.
AUGGCAUCUGCACUCAAUGAACUGAUUGGCAUGUCUGGGUGCCGCUAUCAGUUUAAAGAGUUGAUUCAAGAGAGACCUCACAUUGGUCGCGUUUGGCUGGCAACGCUGGAAAUCCCUCUUCACGCGUCAUACCAGGUUAUCUUGAAAGAUAUUCCCACAAACAUAUUCUCUAACUUCAACGAAAUUAUACGGCCGAAACUUCGCGAGAGCCCUUACAUACGGUUGCCAUUAGACACCAUCGUGGACCAGCGCAUAUUUGUGUACAAGUACCUGACGGAUGACUUUCUGAGUCUGAUCAGGAAGCAAAUUGCCAUGCGAGAGAGAAAGAAGGUUCUCAAGGCCUGCCUAAGAGGAAUAGCCGAGCUCCAUGAACAGGAUGUCGUUCAUCUAGAUAUCAAGGCAGAUAAUAUCAUGGUUAACUGCCGCACUGCUGGUAAUAGAGGGGAUAGAGAGUCCAGUGACGCAACCAUAGUCAAACAGGUUCAGGUUACCGACCUUGAAAACGCGGCUUAUCUCCCAAAAGGCAGAUGUAUCAAGGGGAUGCUUGCCGGCAACGACAACUGGCGCAGCCCUGAAGCUCAUUUCAGGGGUGAACUCAACAAACCGACUGAUAUGUUCUCCUUUGGCGUUGUGUGUAUUUAUUCCGAGCUGGGCCGGGUCAUUUUUGGUCCUGACGAUGAUUUCAAAAAACACGAAGCACAGGGUGCGCUUCCUUCCAUGAUCCGCCUGCAACGUCAGGUUUCCUACUUCGGAGACAAGGACGGGCUCAACGGCCUCAUGAAGCAUUUAGGGGAUGACGAGAGGAAUUGUCAGAUUCUUGGUAUGCUCUGGGAAGACCGCUUUGAGGAUUACAUUCCAUACAAGCCAUUCUCAGAGUGGCAGGAUGUUAGCGAUGAAGUUUUCAAGGAUCUCAUCCGGGGGUUAAUGAAUCUAGACCCUGCGAAACGAAUCACGGCGCGUCAAGCACUGAAGCACCCAUGGUUCGCGGACGUUUGAGAUCGAGAUGUAGUGGCAAAUUAUUGCCAGCCGUGCAAUUAUGCGGGCUUUUCACGGCAUAAUCAGUCAAUAUUUUCCUACUUUCGACACACUUCCGCCUGUAUUUUUACCCUGAGCCUUUCUCACGUCUUCCCGCGUUGAAUAGAUAGUCACCACUCA